Messenger RNA from Aspergillus niger, 2214 nucleotides. RefSeq lists its product as uncharacterized. The record is from RefSeq and is a predicted model, not a curated record. Lineage: Eukaryota; Fungi; Ascomycota; Eurotiomycetes; Eurotiales; Aspergillaceae. Gene Ontology annotation, molecular function: protein binding. The transcript has a single exon. The coding region runs from base 1 to 2214 and encodes 737 amino acids.
AUGCGCCUUCUGUCCGCAAGGCGCUCCGCAACAGGGAAUCUCAACAUCGAACUCGAAGAAUUUCCCGAUGUACCAUCUGAGCAGUACGCCAUCCUCUCACACACAUGGGAGAGGGAGGAGGUCAGCCUCAAUGAUUUAAACUCUGGCCUUGCUGAGAAUAAACAAGGUUUUCAGAAGAUAAAAAACUGCUGUGCCAAAGCAUUAGAUGAUGGAUUCAGAUACACCUGGAUCGACACCUGCUGUAUCGAUAAAACUAGCAGCGCUGAGCUAUCCGAGGCGAUUAACUCAAUGUAUCGAUGGUAUCAGGAAUCUAGUAUAUGCUAUGUAUAUCUUGCCGAUGUUCAGUCGCGAUGUGACAUAUCGAGUAGUCGGUGGUUUACAAGAGGAUGGACGCUUCAGGAAUUGAUUGCCCCACCAAGAAUGAUAUUCCUGAAUAAAGAUUGGAAAGAGUUUGGGACCAAAAGGAAUAUGCAUGGUCUCCUAUCCCAGAUCACUGGCAUUCCAAGUGACAUUCUCACAGGCACUAAGGACCUUGAAAGUAUCAGCAUUGCGCAAAGAAUGUCAUGGGCUGCACGACGGGUUACAACCAGAGUUGAAGACCAAGCAUACUCUCUUUUGGGGAUUUUUGGUAUUAACAUGCCUUUAAUUUACGGAGAAGAAAAGAGAUCCUUUAUUCGCCUUCAAGAGGAGAUCUUGAGAGUGAAUGACGACCAGAGCAUUUUUGCUUGGAAAUCUCCUGAAGAGUACCGCGGCGGGCUAUUUGCAAGCUCCCCGCGUGCGUUCAAGGACUCAGCCAGCAUUGUCCCACACAACGCUUUUACCACCUUGGACAAGCCAGUUACACAAAGCAAUAAAGGGGUUCACUUGGAGCUUCGUCUAAUUGGCAAGGCACCGGGACUGGCCCUAGCUAUCCUUAACUGUAUCGACCGUGCGAACAGCAAUCUUCCGAUUGCGAUUUACCUCAGAGACUUGUUCAUGACCAUGGAGCGGUUUGAAAGGGUCAGGUGCACAGAACUUGCCUAUGUGGAUCUACGGGGAUACAAAUUCUCACAAUAUCCAAUGAGAAUGAUUUGUGUCAAGCAACGCCGGCAGGCAGAUCUAAAGCAAAAGACUGUGUCAGAUGUUGAACCCGACUUCUCUGAUAUGAGGCCACUAGAUGGCAUACUGGAUAGCCUGCCUGAUGUCAAGAUGAAUUCGAUGGAUAAGAAUCGAGAAAUACUUGGUUCACUCACAGAAAGAGGAGAUUUUGAUGCGGUAUGGCUGCUGCUGACUUGGAGUGAUUUUGAUCCAGAGCGAAAGGACUCUCAAGGGAAAUCACUGUUAUCACAAGCAGCAAAACAUGGCCACGUUCCCAUAGUGAAACUUUUACUAGCUCGAGGCAACGUUGAGUUUGAUUCCUGUGACCAAGAAAAUCGAACCCCUCUUUCCUUUGCUGCAUCAGCUGGCCAUGUCUCUGUCAUCCAGAUACUACUAGAGACCAAUAAAGUGAGAAUUGACUCAAGAGAUAAUCAAGGCCUAACUCCUCUGGCCUGGGCAGCCAAAAACGGCCAUGAGAAAGCAGUCCAAUCACUACUUGAAAAUGGUGCCUACAUUGAGUCAGAAGAUGAUUGGGGAUGGACACCGUUGCUCUGUGCAGCCUGGUACGGGAGGUCAACGGUAGUCAGUUGCCUCUUAGCGGAAGGCGCUGAUUCAGAAGCAAGAGACAACAAUUGUGGCUGGACCCCAUUGUUGUGUGGGGCCGUGAAUGGUCACGAUGAUGUGGUGCAACAGCUUUUGGCCAAGAAUGUCAAUCUUGCGGCGGAAGAUAAGGACUAUGGCUGGACAUCACUGUCUUGGGCAGCUGUAAAUGGUCAUUAUGAAGUGGUACGGCAGUUGCUCGCAAAGGGUGCGAACAUUAACACAAAGGACUCUCAUCUGGGCCGUACACCAUUGUCCUUGGCGGCGGGAAAUGGCCAUGACAAGAUCGUACAACUUCUAGUAAGCAAGGACGCUGAUAUUGAGUCCAAGGAUUGUUAUUCUGGCCGGACACCACUUGCAUGGGCAGCUGGGAAUGGUCAUCAAGCCGUAGUACAGCGGCUAAUGGUGGCAGGUGCCGAUACACAGUCUAAAGAUGAUCAAUAUCACCGGACACCGGCACAAUGGGCCGCUUGCAACGGUCAUGAGGCGGUGGCACGGCUAUUCCCUCCUGCUCCCGUUCCAAAGCCUGAAGAAUAG